GCCCAAAUGUUUGCUCCAGAUGAGGACCAAAUGCAUGUUGUGAAUCAUUGUGAGGGAAAGCCGACAGAGGAGAAGAGAAACAUUCUGCAGGAAAGCGCCCGUAUCGCCAGGGGCGAUGUGAUGGAUCUGGCCAAGCUGGAUGUCUCAGAGUUUGAUGCUGCCAUCAUUCCAGGGGGGUUCGGUGUAGCUAAGAAUCUUUGUGAUUGGGCUGUGAAGAACAAGAACUUCACCAUCCAGCCUCUCCUGAAGAAACUAAUCGAGGAUUUCCAUAAAGCUGGAAAGCCUCUGGGCAUGUCCUGCAUUUCUCCUGUCCUGGCUGCAAAGCUGCUGCCUGGCUGUGAGCUCACUGUGGGGCAGGACAAAGAGUGUGAAGAGUGGCCGUAUGCUCAGACAGCUGGAGCUAUGAAGGACCUGGGCUGCAAAUAUGUGAACAAAGAGGUGGAUGAAGCUCAUGUUGAUGUUAAAAACAAGCUGGUCACCACCUGUGCCUUCAUGUGCAACGCUCCCUUUCACAAGAUCUUUGAUGGAAUUGGUGUUAUGGUUCAAGAAACGCUAAAAAUUGCCUGA
Molecule: messenger RNA, 567 nt
Organism: Cyprinodon tularosa
Lineage: Eukaryota; Metazoa; Chordata; Actinopteri; Cyprinodontiformes; Cyprinodontidae
Product: glutamine amidotransferase-like class 1 domain-containing protein 3A, mitochondrial
Exons: 3
Coding region: 7-567 (186 amino acids)
Source: RefSeq, a predicted model, not a curated record